UCAACUCCUGUGCAGUAACUAUAUUAUUCUAUGAACAGGUAUUAGAAGAGAAUUCAGACUGGGCCAGUGAACCUGAACUGCUCAGUGAUGUCAGCUGUCCUUCUUUUGUUGGAAGUGGGGCGGAGUCUCAGUCUGACAUCAACACUCCAGAUCUUUUACCCAUCAUCAAACCAUCACACUCAGAAAUGGCAUCUGUCUGUUCUGGAUCUCUGGAUGGGGUCGAAUAUUCACAGCGAAGGGAGAAGGGACUUGUGAAGAUGACCGUGCCAAGGACACUUGCUUUCUGCUAUCUGUCCUUACUUUGGCAGAGAGAAACAAUAACUCUUUCAGAUCUUCUGAGAUUUGUUGAAGCGGGGCAUAUUCCUUACAUGAAUGCUUUUCAGCAUUUUCCAGAAGAGAUGAAACUGUAUGGGCGCGACAAAGGAAUCUUCGCUAUCGAGUCUUGGCCUGACUAUGAGGAUAUCUUUAAAAAAAUGAUUGAAGUUGCCACAUUUUUAGAUUUGCCCCGUUUUCCAGACAUAACUGAGGACUGCUAUCUUCAUCCCAACAUCCUGUGUAUGAAAUACUUAAUGGAGGUCAAUCUCCCUGAUGAAAUGCACAGUUUCACCUGCCAAGUGGUGAAGCUGACUGGAGUCGGAGACGUGGAUUUCCUGACAUUUGACCCGAUAGCUAGAACAGCAAAGACAGUUAAAUACGAUGUACAAGCCGUGGCCGUCAUCGUAGUGGUAUUGAAAGUGCUCUUUCUGUUGGAUGACAACUUCGAAUGGUCUUUGUCAAAUCUUGCUGAAAAAUAUAAUGAAGAGAACAAAGAAGAUAAGCCAUGGUUUGAUUUCAGAAAGUGGUACCAAGUUAUGAAGAAAACUAUUGAUGAGAAAAAAGAAAAAUGGGAGAAAGCAAGAGCAAAGUACCUGUGGAAAAGUGAGAAGCCGCUCUACCAUUCGUCCAUCGACAAGUCAGUGGUGUACAAGAGAAGAGAAAUGGUGGUGAAUCUACAAAAACAAUUCAGUACAUUGGCUGAUUCAACGCCGACUGUUGAAAAAAACAACCCUUCAAGUUUUCAGUUCAAUUGGACUGAAGAAGAUACUGCUAGAACUUGUUUCCAUGGACACAGUCUCCAGGGAGUCCUGAAAAAGAAAGGCCAAUCACUGCUUACCAAGAAUUCAUUAUAUUGGCUUAGUACACAGAAGUUCUGUAAAAGCUAUUGUAAACAUGUGACAACCUAUGAAGAAUCAAAUUUUUCUCUGAGUUACCGGUUCAUACUAAAUCUCUUCUCCUUCCUGCUAAGAAUAAAGACCUCCAUUCUCCAUGAAGAAGUGAGCUUAAUUGAAAAGAAACUUUUUAAAAAAAAAUACAGUAAAACAAAAAAGAAAUCAAGAUCCAGAAAGUGAAAUGUUGAAAAAAAUAAAGACAUAGCAAUGUUUCUGGAAUAGUAACAGUGACGGUAAUUUCGAGUCACAUGGAGAAUUGUGAAAAGUGUAAUUUGAUAUACAUAUGCAUCAAGUGUGCUUGUAAAAAUGUGUAUUUUGGGACCAGCAGAUGACGUAAUGGGUAGUCGGCUGCGGUGAGAGUCCCGGACCCAGCAACUUAGAAUUCAUGCUGGGCGCGUGC
Tupaia belangeri chinensis (Chinese tree shrew) is the source of this 1608-nucleotide messenger RNA. It is a transcript of the gene TAF1B, whose product is annotated as TATA-box binding protein associated factor, RNA polymerase I subunit B. The transcript has 10 exons. Gene Ontology annotation, biological process: nucleolar large rRNA transcription by RNA polymerase I; RNA polymerase I preinitiation complex assembly. NCBI's taxonomy places the organism in Eukaryota, Metazoa, Chordata, Mammalia, Scandentia, Tupaiidae. Bases 186 to 1388 code for a protein of 400 amino acids. Gene Ontology annotation, molecular function: RNA polymerase I core promoter sequence-specific DNA binding. Gene Ontology annotation, cellular component: RNA polymerase transcription factor SL1 complex; RNA polymerase I core factor complex. The record is from RefSeq and is a predicted model, not a curated record.